UUUCGCAUAUACCGUUACUCUAAAUAUAUACCAAAUUGUUUAACCUCAAAAUUAGUGUCAAAUAUCUGUAACUUGUCAUUAAGUUUAAUCAAUUUAAAGUAAUAAAAAUAGAAGCAUUUUACUUAAUUCAAUUUACACUUGCAAAAAAAACUUACGCACAAUAAACCUACAUGGAAAUUAAAGUCUUUUUCAAUGUCCUGUAGUCUGAAAUAUGUUUACUCAUGUCAUUAAAUGUAGAGCUGUACUGAAGAAGCCGAUUUUGCCAAUAUUUAGUUGAAUCGGCAUUUCUGCCAACUUCCAAUACUCUUGUUAAUUUUCGGCCGAUAUUACUGAAAAACGAAAGAGACUGCCAUAACCUAAAAAUCCACGAGUACCCUUUUCACUUUUCGUAGUAGUACUGCAUUCUUUCAGAUCGCAUUAUUUCUUAGCAACAUGUGCCAACCGUACAUAUCAAGAUUUAACAUCCUUUUUUUUUAAUAUGUCCUAAAUAAAUACAUUACCAUCACGGUAAAUACACAUCUCGGUUAUUACGGCAACUAUAGUGCAAAUGUGGUAACUAUCAUGCUUCUGCAGUAGUUAUGGUAUCCACAAAGAAUCUUUAGUUCUUUUUAUGGUAAUUAUCUUAAGAUAACUAUUGGAAUUGUACUGUAGUUAUGGUACAUCAUCCAUAUUUCUUCGUAAGUUGUUGUUCAUUUGUCUUUUCUUCAUAUUUAUAUUUACGUGCGCCAUUACUGGCAGGAACUUUCAUAAAAAUUUUAAACGGGACUUUAUAUCACACAUUUUAUGGCGUAAAUGAUGAGACCCCGGACAAUUUAAACGCUUUUUACAGUAAAAUGCGGGAAAUGUUUCCGCAUAAAGCGGGAAAUACUUCCGCAUAAAGCAGUAAAGUGAUACAUUAAAACUAUGUGGAAAAUUAUAGAAGUAAAAAAAAUUCAUCACGGAAAUUCGUAAAUCCCGGAAAGACCCUAUCUACAUUGUGAGGGAUUGUGGCAGUAAUAUGGAUUCCAUAAGCUCAUGGAGUCCAGAGAAGAUUGACAAAGAUAGUUACUGGCCAAAUGAUGUAAUAUACAUGUCAUCCUCGGUUCUCGGACGGGAAGGCAUCACGUGGACGUCGGGCUUCCUGGAGCCCGGCAAGACGGAGGGCCAGCUGAGCGUGUACUUCACAGACGUGUACCCUCUGGACGGGCCGUACAACAUCGCUUCCCUGGACGAAAUUAACUGGUCGUAUCAUCGAGUUGCGUGGCUGGAUGUGAACAACGAUGGUCACGCAGAUGCAGUAACUGUGCGGUUCGAGUCGGGGCUGUCAAUUACAUCCAUAUUUUCCCGCAAGAAGAACCUGCUGUGGCUGGAGAACCCGGGCAACGGCUCGCUCACCGCCUGGGAGCAGCACGUGGUGCAGACAGACAGCGGCGAUGUGCACUUCGAGGUCACCAGCCUGACCGCGGCCGGCACCACCUACCAGGUGGUGUUCAUGGCGCAGUUCUUCAACCAGAAGCUCAGCUUCCUCUACGGCGAGGACGGCGCGAACUUCUGGACCGAUACCUCCAAGGCUGUGUCGGUCGUGCUCGACGACUCCAUCGGCAAGCCGUGGGACCUGGAACUAGCAGACAUCAACCAAGACGGGAAAGUGGAAAUUCUGGUGUCAGCCUACAAGAAUUCUGUCGGCUCUGUUUACGCGUACGAGAUUCCUGACAACUUCAUAAUGGGUACGUUUACAAGACACACGUUGGCAACAGGCUUCGAGGUGAAGUGGAGUCUCCUGAACACAAACCCUCUGACUCCGGGAAUGAUGCAAAUAAUGUACAACACUACCGCUGACGAGACAGCUGGGAAGAAGCCGAACAUCGUGGUGGACGGCGACGACGCAGGGGCGUACUACAUCCUCUUCCCAAACAGCGACGACUGGUCCUACAACCUAGUGACCGUGUGGAACACGGAUGGCACCACCACAGGCACGGCAGCAGUCGCCGAUCUAGAUGGCGACGGCCGCUACGAAUUGGUUGCUUCCGGCUACAGCGCAGGAAAGGUUGCAGUCUUUACGUGCUGAAGGUUGCAGCAUGCGUGUGUCACAAUUUGCUUAUGUUUCUCUUUCUUCGAGUGUUUGGAUGGUAAAUAAAGAGUAAUUGUUUUGA
This is a messenger RNA of Bacillus rossius redtenbacheri, 2132 nucleotides long. RefSeq lists its product as uncharacterized. The coding region runs from base 998 to 2047 and encodes 349 amino acids. NCBI's taxonomy places the organism in Eukaryota, Metazoa, Arthropoda, Insecta, Phasmatodea, Bacillidae. The transcript has 9 exons. The record is from RefSeq and is a predicted model, not a curated record.